AUGCGGCUCUGGCUCUGGGGGCCUCGGAGCCUGGGUGUGGCUCUGGGGGUCUUCAUGACUAUUGGAUUCGCCCUACAGCUCUGGGGAGGCCCCUUCCAGAGAAGGCUACCUGGAGUUGGGCUUCAACUUCGACAGCCCUGGGCCCCAUCCCGGGAUCCAAGUGUUCCAUCUUGUCCACCCCGACAGCGACUUGUUUUUCUGAAGACGCAUAAAUCCGGGAGCAGCUCCGUGCUGAACCUGCUUCAUCGCUACGGGGACCGGCAUGGAUUGCGAUUUGCCCUCCCUACCCGCUACCAGUUCGGCUACCCAAGACUUUUCCAGGCCUCUAGGGUCAAAAAUUACCACCCACAGGAUGGAGGUGCCAAGUCUCCUUUCCACAUUCUCUGUCACCACAUGAGGUUCAACUUGAAAGAGGUACUCCAGGUCAUGCCUUCUGACAGUUUCUUCUUUUCCAUCGUCCGAGAUCCAGCAGCUCUGGCCCACUCUGCCUUUUCCUACUAUAAAUCCACUUCAUCGGCCUUCCGCAAAGCUCCCUCCUUGGCUGCCUUUUUGGCUAAUCCUCGAGCCUUCUAUCGGCUUGGGGCUCGUGGGGACCACUAUGCCCGCAAUUUGCUGUGGUUUGACUUUGGCCUCCCCUCCCCACCAGAUAUGAGGACCAAGAGAAAGACUCCUCAUCCCCCCAGAGUUUCCAAUUCUCCACAGCUGCAUGUCCCACCUUCUGGUGCCGGCCCACGAGUCCACACUCUGGAUCCCAACGCUAUCUUUCAACCUGCUCCCACGGUUGCCAUUGGUCACAGUCAGAUGUCCAACCCUGCCUCUUUAGAUUUGGAAUCUUCGUCCUUCAUCCAGUGGGGUCUGGCUUGGCUAGACUCUGUCUUUGACCUGGUUUUGGUGGCUGAAUACUUUGAUGAAUCACUGGUCCUGCUGGCAGAUGCCUUGUGCUGGGGUCUAGAUGAUGUGGUGGGCUUCAUGCACAACGCCCAGGCUGGAGGUGAGCGGGGCCUCAGUGCUGUCAGGGGAGGUAGACUGACCCAUGAGGAGCAGCAGCUGGCUGCACGAGCUCGUGCCUGGAACAACCUGGACUGGGCUCUGUAUAUUCAUUUCAACCGCAGUCUGUGGACACGGAUAGAGCAAUAUGGCCAGAGCCGGCUGGAGAGUGCUGUGGCAGAACUCCGGGCUCGGAGAGAGGCCAUGGCUAAACAUUGUUUGGUGGGGGGUGAGGCUCUGGACCCCAAGUACAUCACUGACCAUCGGCUCCGCCCCUUCCAGUUUGGGUCGGCCAAGGUUUUGGGCUAUAUACUUCGGAGUGGACUGAGCCCCGAGGACCAGGAGGAGUGUGAGCGCCUGGCUACCCCUGAGCUACAGUACAAGGACAAGCUGGAUGCCAAGCAGUUCCCCCCCACAGUCUCCCUGUCCUCCCCAUAG
Chrysochloris asiatica (Cape golden mole) is the source of this 1425-nucleotide messenger RNA. It is a transcript of the gene GAL3ST4, whose product is annotated as galactose-3-O-sulfotransferase 4. Gene Ontology annotation, molecular function: galactosylceramide sulfotransferase activity. The record is from RefSeq and is a predicted model, not a curated record. Lineage: Eukaryota; Metazoa; Chordata; Mammalia; Afrosoricida; Chrysochloridae. Gene Ontology annotation, cellular component: membrane. The coding region runs from base 1 to 1425 and encodes 474 amino acids. The transcript has 3 exons. Gene Ontology annotation, biological process: glycolipid biosynthetic process.